This is a messenger RNA of Papaver somniferum (opium poppy), 788 nucleotides long. RefSeq lists its product as uncharacterized. NCBI's taxonomy places the organism in Eukaryota, Viridiplantae, Streptophyta, Magnoliopsida, Ranunculales, Papaveraceae. The record is from RefSeq and is a predicted model, not a curated record. The coding region runs from base 11 to 742 and encodes 243 amino acids. The transcript has a single exon.
AUCAAGAAAAAUGCUUGAAGAAUCAGUAUGGGCUACAAUGAAUAGUUGGUGUACACCCACUGUCUUGUUCUUACUGAUGAAUGUAAUGAUUGGAGUAGUAGCAGUUGCAUCUGGUUUUGUAACUCCUGCUAAACCUCAACAGAAACAAGCAGAAGAUGAAAAACGUCUUCAUCCACAGCUAGUUAGAUCACCAUCAAGAUUAGAGAGACUGAAAUCUAUGAAUUUCUACAGAUUUAGAUCUGAAGAUCACAACCCAUUUAACUCCAUUACUACAACAAUCAAACCAGAAUCAACAACAGAAACAACCCACCAUGUUACUGAACACAACUCAUCAGAUGAUCAUCAAACCCAUGAAGAUGAUCAAUCAUCUGAAGCAAAUGAUGUGGUACCAGAAAGAGAUUUAGACGAAAUCUAUCAUAACCAUGUUCAUGUGCAGAGAACAACAUCUGAUACAAAACCAGCUUAUGGGGUUAUACCAAUGAAAUUACCAAAGAAGAUGAAGAAAUCAGCUAGUGUGAAAUCUGCUUUUUCACAUUUUGAAGAAGAGGAUAUUGUUCAAACUCCUAAAAGACCAUCAACUGUGAAAGAAGGGAAAAAAAAGUGUAAUGAUUUGCAGAGUUUCGGUGAUGAUGAAGAAGUUGAUGCUAAAGCUGAUGAUUUUAUUAAUAGGUUUAAGCAACAGCUGAAGUUACAGAGACUUGAUUCUAUCUUGCGUUAUAAAGAAACCAUCAAGAGAGGUUGAUUGAUGAUCAUCAAUAGUAGGAUUUCAUCAUCUUAACUUCACUCAA